UCCGCGGAGGUGGUGGCGGCUCGUAACGGGGCGGGCGGCGCCAGGGCCGGGCGUUGUGUGGAGCGGCGGCGGUGCCUUGGCGCGGAGCUGCCCCUCGCCGGCCGUCCCGCCUGCCUGUCUGUGGGGCUGGAGCCUCGGCUCGGCUCGCCUGGGGCCGCGGAUGCUGCGCCUCCCGCUGCCGGCGGCGGAGCCCUCCUCAGGGAGGGAGCCGGCGGGGUCUGCGGGGGAGCAGCUCCCAGACCAAUGCUGCUGCCGGCUUGGGAAAUGCGUCUCUACGGGCUUCUCGCCGUGGGAUCUCACCUCUACGCUUUCUACGAAGCGCACCGAGUGUCUCGAAAGUAUGAAGCUGCGAUGGACAGAAGGUUUGGGCUGGAACCAGGGACUCUCUUUUGGGGCCUGAAAAAGGACCCCAUGGACUUUGAGUGGAGCUACUGGAUUGAAUGGGGAAGGGAACGUAUACUGUGGCUUCUGGCUGGUCAUCUGCUGGUAUCACAAGUGUCCAGGCUCUUGGUGGAGAAGUAUAAACCAUGGUGCUUGAUGGUUUAUGGAAUGGCUGCCUGCUGGUUGUUACUGGGAAUAAAGGGCUUUAUCGUCAUCUUGUUACAUGCAACUAUUUCAUUUGCUGUGGCUCAGUUUCAGCUGUCACUCUUGACAUGGCUGUGCUCCCUUAUCCUGCUAUCCACUUUACGCAUACCAGCUGUGGAAGAAGCCAAGAGAAAGUGGUAUGACACAGAAAAUGAGUAUUAUCUGCUGCUUUUCACUGUGUCUGUCCGCUGCCUCUUCUGCACUAGCUUCAGCCUGGAGUACUGCUGGCAUGGACCUGCCCAGAAGUCAUCCCACUCGUUCCUGUGGAUGCUGGCAUACGUGUUUUAUUAUCCCAUGUUCCACAAUGGACCCCUUAUGAAUUUUGAUGAAUUCAGUAAGCAGAUGAAGAGACAAGAAGCCUUCAGUUUGAAGACCAAUCUCAUCAUCUUAAUCGUGGGCAUAAUUCGUAUUUUAUUUUGGUGGUGCCUGGCUGAAUUGAUGAUUCAUCUCAUGUAUAUCCAUGCUCUCUACAGCAGUGCUCCACCUUUAGAAGCUGCAUCCUACUGGGCCUUGGGUGGCCUGGCUUUAGCUCAAGUACUAUUUUUUUAUGUGAAAUACCUCGUUCUGUAUGGUGUUCCUGCCCUCAUUCUUCAAAUGGAUGGACUCAAACCUCCAGCUCUGCCUUGCUGUGUGAGCCUGAUGCACAGUUUCACUAAAAUGUGGAGAAGUUUUGAUGUUGGACUACAUCGCUUUCUGGUCAGGUACAUUUAUGUUCCGAUGGGAGGAUCUCAGUCCAGUCUGCUGGGAACACUCUUUUCCACAGCGCUCACGUUUGCCUUUGUAAGCUAUUGGCAUGGAGGACAGAGUUACCUAUGGUACUGGGGUGCACUUAAUUGGCUUGGAGUAAUUGUGGAAAAUGGCGUCAAGAGGAUACUUUCUAUUUCAUUUAUUCAAGAUCUAAUUGAGCGUUUCUUCUCGCCAAGAAUUCGUCGUCGACUUCAUGCUGUCCUAGCAUCUGUUAGCACUUCAAUGUUGAUUUUAUCAAAUCUAAUAUUUCUUGGAGGAAAUCAUGUUGGAAAAAUCUACUGGAACAGGAUCUUUAUGGAAGGCUGGCCAUGGGCGACACUGACUGUUCUUGGUUUCCUGUACUGCUAUUCUCACGUUGGAAUUGAAUGGGAGCAAACGUACGCUGUGAAUUAGGAGUGACACAAACCAAUGAUUUUUUUAAGACAGGUUGAUGGCUUUUCUACACUGGAUGCCCUAUCUGCAGAAGGAUGUGCCAAACCAAGUCUUUGGUCGAUGUAUUAAAACAAAAAGCUCAUUUAGUUGAUUCUGGACUGUGAAUUCAGGAAUUGAAUCAGAAACACUGACAGGCUGCAGCUGGGGAUUGGGAGAAAUUAUGAAGCAUUUUCAAUUAUGUUAUUUUUUAUAAAAUGGCAUCUCUGUGACUCUGGGUAUAUUGGAAGCAUGCAUCUCAUAAUAGGUAUUUUAUAUACUUUGAAGAUUGGUUUUGUUUCUUCCAAUAUUUUGCUGCCUCUUUUGAGACAUUGAGCAAAAAUAAUUUUCCUACCUUGCAGAAUUCAAAAAGCCCAGUCUCUCACAGCCUCUGCCUAGGGGCACACAGGGCUGUGCCCUGCGCUUACACUAUUCCAUAAAGGGUGUGAUGCUCAUCAGUUCUUCUUGAUUGCUUUCUAAUAUAAGAACAUUUUUGCUAUUCUCACUACUGCAGUAGUUCAGCCUUAAGCUACUUUGCUACAGUAGGUAGAAAAGUCUGCUUUUUCUCUUUAAUGUCUUCAUUUAAAAUUUUGCCUUUAAAACACCACCCUUUUUUGUUAGUCUUGGGAAUGGUUUUAUUUGUUUGUUUAAAAGGGGGGAUUAGGGAGGCAGAUCAUUUCUUAAGGAACAGCUUUUCUUUUUGAUCAAAUACGAUCUUACAGCUCCUUGGGCUUUAAGCACUCUCUGCCUUGUGUUAAAGCAUAUAAUAUUACCUUCAUUAUGGGGUGAAUCCCGCCUUCAAGGGAACUGUUCAGUCUGCCUCUUGUAUUUUUAUGUUACGAAAGGAGAUAACCCAGGUCUGGCUGGAUGGCAGAUCUGUUCACUCCGCUUCAUCCUGCAGUGUCCAGGCAAUCAGCUCCUGCAAUAUUAAAGACACAGUGGCAUUUUAAGAACUUUAAAAAAAUCUGAAUGGUCCAAUAUAGUGGCACCAAAUCAGCCAGACCUGUUACAACAGCCUUUUGGCCAAAAGACUGGGCUGCCCAGAGCUGGGAAGGUCCUGCCUUGCCUGCCAGCAUCAGGGCUGCAUGAGUGCUUCAGCACGCAGUUUUCUGAGGGGAGACCCUGCUCCUGUCUGGCCAAGUGGUGUCUUCCAGGCUAUUAUUUUUUUAAACUGAUGUUGAAGAGCAGCCAGAAGUCUGUUAGUCUUUCUAAAGUUAGACAUUCCCCCUAGGCCUGGAAAAAGGCCACCAGUGCUGGAGAGGGCUUCUUCCAGAGCAGCUUCCUGCACCCAAAGCAGAAGGACUCAUGUCAAAACUUCUUCCUUGCCCCGCGGCAGCCAUUUCAGCCUGUUGGCACAGUUAGCAUCCUGCUGCCCAUCACUCCUGCAGCUCCAGCCAAGUCUGAUAAAGUUUAUCCCUUCAACAAGGAAUUCAGUCCCUUUAAGAGGCUUCAGGUUAGUGCAUGCAUUCCUGGUGUCGCUGCUGCUCAGAACUAUGGCCGCUGCCUUUUUCCCCUUCAUUUAUUCCUGAAGAAAUAAGAGCAGAGGUUUCAGCUUUCUACCCAUCCGGAGAUGAAGCCCAUCUCUUGCUGUUUCAGAGCAGAAGCUCCAGAUGUUUAAGUUUAGGGAAAGAUUCCCACCUCCCGCCAUGAGAAAGCCAUGAUUUCCCCUGGAAGUAAUUUCUAGGAGAUACCAUGGACUGUUAAAAAUCAGACUUACCUUGAAUGCUGCCUGGCCAGAGACGUGGCCCUCCUGAUUGUCUUACGAUGAUUACAGGGAUCCUCUCAGCCACAAAGAAGUUUAUUACUCUCAGCUUCCAAAUUACUAAAACGAUCUGAGAUUGGCCUCUAUUUUGGAGUAGACCUGAGCUAAGGGCAAGAACUUUCUUAAACUUAAUUCAAACUUUCUAAUGAAGUGGAAUUAGCAUUAAAGCAAAAAGUCGAGUCUAUUCUUAUCUUAUCAAUUACCAUUAUUACAUGAAACAAGAGGCUACUAAGUGAUUAGAUUCCAAUUUGUAUGCAUGCAAAAACUUCCUUCUCCAAUAUGGAAAUGACCUUGAGGUCAUCUAAAGUAUGCUUAUUUUGAACUAAAAUUAUUUUGGGUUUUUUUCAGUGCUUUAUACAACUUUCAUAAUUUUGUAUCCUUUUCUGUUUCUAUAAAUAAAGCUGAAAUUGAC
Molecule: messenger RNA, 3914 nt
Organism: Falco peregrinus (peregrine falcon)
Lineage: Eukaryota; Metazoa; Chordata; Aves; Falconiformes; Falconidae
Gene: HHAT
Product: hedgehog acyltransferase
Exons: 12
Coding region: 244-1725 (493 amino acids)
Biological process (GO): protein palmitoylation
Cellular component (GO): endoplasmic reticulum
Molecular function (GO): palmitoyltransferase activity
Source: RefSeq, a predicted model, not a curated record